GAGCGACGCGGCAGGCUGAGAUUUUCCGGCCGGUCCCGAACGUUCCCGACGCGAGAUAUUUUGCAGCUCCCCUUCCUUCCCGCGCUUCGCAAUGCUUCGGCUAUCCUCUCCUCCCUCCUCUCUGCCCGCGUCGUCGUCGUCCGAGAUAUUUUUCCCUCGCACCCGCAUGCCCCCGUUAUAUAUACAGCUGCCCCCCUCCGCCACCUUCCCUCGUCGCCCGUUUCCCAGUCGCUAUCGCCAUCGAUCAAUUCAUCAUCCAUCCGAGCCUGGCACCGGUGAUUCGAUGCUCUAGCACCAGCACCAGCGCGCGAGGCCACGAGGGGGAGGAGGAGGAGGAGGAGGAGCAAGGAGGUCCAAGAGCCCGAGCCCAGAGGUUGAUAGGCUGGUGUCGACGCGUGGUGAGCGGGAGGCAGCAGGGGAAGGGGAUGGCGCGGUCGUACUACGCUGUGCUCGGCGUCCAGCCGGGCGCGUCCGCCGCCGAGAUACGGGCCGCGUACCACCGCCUCGCCAUGAGGUGGCACCCGGACAAGAUAGCCAAUGGCCGCGUGGAUCCGGCGCGCGCGGAGGAGGCCAAGAGCAGGUUCCAGCAGAUACACGAGGCCUACCAAGUGCUGUCGGACGAGAAGAGGAGGGCGUUGUACGACGCCGGGAUGUACGACCCGCUCAACGACGACGACCAGGAGGAUAUUGAGGGCUUCCACGACUUCCUCCAAGAGAUGAUCUCGCUCAUGGCAACCGUGGGGAGAGAGGAGCCCGUGUACAGCCUUGACGAGCUCCAAUCCAUGCUCGACGGGAUGAUCCAGGAUUUUACCACGCCUCAACCGGCGCCGAGCGGCUUCUUCACCGGUGGGCCGAUGCCGUUCGGCAAACCGAGCAGCGCAGAGCAACAGCGUGGCACUUCCUCACGCCGCAUGCAUCCUCAGAGCGUCGGCGACUCGGCGUGCUUCAGCAGGACGGCUUUCUCUAGGUGAUGAUCCGCGUCGCAUUUCUGCAUCCUGCAAGCUAUGUGCAUGUCCAGAGAUCUGGAGCAGCAGCACAUCUUGCAAUGGUGAAAUGCACGGAGCAGAAGCCAGUGAGGGGCAUCAUCCAUUGGACCAGCUCGUUCGAAAUUGCUUUUCUUUGGGGUGAAGGAGAAGGGUCGAAAGAUUGUAGGACAAGGGGUAGAAUCACCACGGAUCGGCAACUACUAAUAAAAAGAUUUUGGUUUUCAUGUACCUGUCUGUAGAGGUAGGCGAAAGGACUUCAUGUCUCGAGCAGCGUAUGACAUGAACAUGAAGAGCUGCUGUUGCCUCUGUACAGCUUGUCCGUGUGCUUGGUGAGACAUUUUCAAUUUGUACAUUUGAAAACAUAAUCGAUAUGUGUUGUUUAUAA
This is a messenger RNA of Phragmites australis (common reed), 1371 nucleotides long. RefSeq lists its product as uncharacterized. The transcript has 5 exons. The record is from RefSeq and is a predicted model, not a curated record. Lineage: Eukaryota; Viridiplantae; Streptophyta; Magnoliopsida; Poales; Poaceae. The coding region runs from base 426 to 971 and encodes 181 amino acids.